Messenger RNA from Thlaspi arvense, 777 nucleotides. NCBI's taxonomy places the organism in Eukaryota, Viridiplantae, Streptophyta, Magnoliopsida, Brassicales, Brassicaceae. The record is from the annotation of a GenBank genome assembly.
AUGGGGAUAGCCGCAUUCGAAUGGGGCAACAAGAAGCUGACGCUGCUGCAAAACAGGGACAAUUUCGAUUCCUGGCAAAAAAAAAAAAGGACGAUAAAUGGGGCGGCUUGGGAUGGAGAUAACCAGAUAUUGAGUGGACGGCUUGAACCGGACGGAGGGACAUGGUUUGGUAUCUCUAGAAGAGGUCGAGUUGCUUUUCUUGUCGACAGAAUGCUCUUUUCCGUUUCGACCAACUGCUCGUCGUCGUUGCCUAUGUGUUUCUUGCAGCUCGACAUGAGUCCAGAGGAAUUUGCAAGGCAGCUAGCUCAAGGGAAUAUGCUUAACGCCGAGACGAUGGCCUAUAACCUAAUUGUGGCAGACAUAACUUUAAACUCCAUGUUUCAUAUCUCGAGACAGCAUGCUGAUGCAAGGUCGCCAGUUGCUACAGCGGCUGUUGGCUUCGGUGUGCAUGUUCUUUCCCUUGGCAGACUCGAUGCCAAUUUCUCCCAGAUGAUUGGUGAUUACGAAGACAAAGAGGUACCACCGCUUAAGGAGAUUUCUGCCAAGUUUAUGUACGAUCCAGUGGAAAAUACGGAAGGGAACAAACUGAGUGCAUUUUUUGUCGACAUGAAAGUAAGAAACGUAACCAAUCCUGAGAGGUACAGAGAAGAAAGACGCUAUCGAACAACGAGUACAACAGCACUGACCGUGAAACCCAUUAUGGAAGUAAAUUUCUAUGAGAGGUAUUUGGAGGAUGGCGCAUGGAAACACCAUGACUUCACUUUCAACAUUGCCUAA